Molecule: messenger RNA, 24347 nt
Organism: Pelobates cultripes (western spadefoot toad)
Lineage: Eukaryota; Metazoa; Chordata; Amphibia; Anura; Pelobatidae
Source: the annotation of a GenBank genome assembly
CGCAUUAGAUCUACCCUGCCGGCUGAUGUGGGCGGAACUUGACCCAGCGCCGAGGGACAUCGGUGCUGGAUUCAAGUUAGUGGCUGAAGGGUUUUUAACCUCUUCAGCAUUGCGGGAGGGGGUCCCCGAUGAAGGGGGGGGGGGGAAUCUAAUAAGUCUAUAGUGCCAGGAAAACGGCUUUGUUUACCUGGCACUAUAGGAUCCCUUUAAAGUUUUCAUAAUAUGGUAUGUUCCACCUUUAUACAUUUAUUAUAUAAAAAUUAAAACAUUUAGUGUAUUUUGUAAACUAGAUUCAUGCUACAGAAGCAAAAUAAAUUAAUCAUACCAGUUAAGUUGCACAAUGGUGCCAUGUGACACCCAACUUUCUCUCAAUCCUGAUCCAGACUGGCUUUCUCCCCUGCUGUUAGGAGCACUGAGGGAAAGUGAAGCAUAGCACAUGAUUAUCCACUCUACACUAUUGCAAUAUAAUUCAUUGCAUCUAAGCCCAUAUACAUGCAGUAAAGCAGCACUUGACAUAUGGGCAAGUACUUACACCGAGGACACUCUCAUCUGGCAGCAAUGCCCUCGUCCACUCGCCAUCCCUCUUGUGUUACGCUACAUCUCCUUUCAUACAGCAAUAUAAACAAAUACCUUUUGGGUCCUGACUGCCAUGCCAGACAGAGGCAUCUAGUGAGAGCUCCGGCAAUUACUCUAACAAAAGCAGAUAUUCCUGCAGUGUGUACCCUCAUCAACAACGCUGGAUGCUCCUGAACCAAUCAAGGUGUUACCGGAAUGUAUAUUGCUGCCCCCGGGUGUCAACGCUACCGGGGAAGCCUGAGCUGGCUUGGCGGCCUAGUGAAUCUGGGUGAGUGGGGAUGCGGCCGAUCUCUGCCCUGGACCUGUGCUACCGAAUGGUUACCCCGGUCUGCUCCCUAUAGGCUCCCUGGCAACACUGAAGACAUGCGGCUUCUCCGCUGAACAAGUUACUGUCACUCACGCGACCACAAGGUGACGGGUGCCGUGUGCUCCUUCAAGCCAUAAUUAUAACUAUGUCCUGUACCACGUGAAUGAAAAACCAGAAUAGGCCCAUGGCCUGCUGCUCCGAAGAGCCAGACAAGUGCAAUGAGUCUGCAGACUGAGGCUAAUAGUGAGGAGAGAGGCUCCUGACACAUUGGGGACCGAAGAAAUAGGCAGAGACUCAUCGCGAGAUGCAAAGCCUGCUGGAUCAUGGGACUAUCAAGGGGAUUCCCGCUACCCAUACCUGAAUGUCACACAGUACCCCAACAUCACCGCGCACAUGGACCGCUGAGCCUCGUGCAGGGACUUCUGUGGAGGGUCUGUGAGUCCAGGGCUGGAUCAGGGACUACCUCUUUCUGACACGAAACCCUUGCAAUGCAUCUUGCCAACAAAACAGCUUUUGUGCUUAUUUUUAUUCAUUCUCUUUUCAUUUCUUUUGUUUGGCUCUCAUUCGUAGCGUGCUUGGGGGGCCUCUGAGAGCUCUUUACUCGGAGCUUGUCUGCCUAUACAGCUAGUCGCUGUGUACUCCAUAAAGCUUAUUCCCAGUGCACGUAGCCUGCAUCCGUACUACCCUACUGAUCUUAUCAAUCUGCACUGUGUUACUCUUGUCAUUGUUCAUGUUUCUUUCUUAUACAAAAAAAUUGCUGUUUUUUCUUACUUCUAGACUAUCCAAUGUGUGUUAAGUACUCUUUGAUAUGCCAAGCACAACAAAAAUUAAAUAAUUAUUAAAAAAAAUGAUUUAUUUGGAGCCAUGGGACCAUUUUUCACUAGUAUUGGUUUUUGGUAUGUUGUGUUUUACACAUGCAGGUUGCAUUUUGCUGUGUAUUCUAUAAAUUAUGCUAAACUACAUCAAUACCUCAGCAAUGCCUUUGUGUGCCUCAUUUGUUUUUGCAAUGUUUUUGUGAUAUUACAGGAAGGCUGGAUUUACUUCACAGGUGCCCUUCCAUGAAAACAAAAUCAAAAUAAAAUCGGUGACGUUAUAAAAACAGGAAUAGACCACACAUAUAUUUAUUUAUUUUUUUAAAUUCUUUAUUUUUGGUGUGCAUAGAGGUUUACAACAUUGCUUGUACAGCCACAUCAGCUCUCACAAGCGCAAGUUCCAAAGAAAAAAAAACAAAUGAGCUUACUUUACAUCGUGAUAUCAACUAGUUGAGUAAAAUAAUAACAAUAACAAUAGGUGGACAUAUGCUUUAACAGUGGUGUUUUAGCAGAUUUGUGCUAUGAGGGGUAGUACUAUAGUAGUGCGAUUAAGCUGUAAGUCAUUCGCACCCUGUAAUGAGAAGGGACUACGUCAGCCUUUCGUUUUGGCUCAGUUUAAGUGGGAGCGUGUGGUUUGUGCCUUAGAGUGAACGCUAGACAGGUUACGUCUUGGUAAGGUAGUCAGGUCUUAAAUAUUGUAGCAAUAAUUAUGAAAUAAGAAACACAAGAAAAAUUAGCUAAAUGCUUCUGUUGUCAGAAUAGAAGUGUGUAUCGCCUAUUUCGUUAGUGUGGCUUACGCUGCCGUACGAGUAGUGCAGUAUUAAUGGCAACCAUGUUGUUUUGCGGCUAGUUUGCUCUAAAUGUUUGAGUGACUCAUGUCGUGUGAGAUGACCCCUGUUCGGCUAGGCCAUUGUACUGUCACAGGGCCGUCUUUAAUAUUGCUUGGACCCUGGGCAAGCAUCUGUUUGGGCCCCCUGGGCAUGCAAUCACUCCCUCCACCCCAACCUAGAGACGAAACUAAUGUAGCGAGUGCCUUGGUGCAACAAAAAAAAAUUCAGGCCUGCCCUGUAGCACAAGAGUAAAGAAAAGAUAGAUCCCCAUCUGUCAUACAACUCCUGCGAUGCUAUGCCAGCUGGGGAUCUACCAUCCUUGCAGGGUUGUAUUUUUGAGCAGUGUUUGUGCAAAUGAAUGUCAGCAUGUUAUUGUAUAGAGUGUAUGUGUGCAUGUAGGAGUGUAUUUGUAUGUACUGUUACCAUUGGAAUGCAGUGGUGUACUUGUGUGUAGUGUUUGCAUUUUAAUGCAGGGAUGUGUGAUUGUUUGUAGUGUUGGCUUUUAAAUGCAGGUGUACUUUUGUGUGUAGAGUUGGUAUUUGUAUAUAAUUUUAGCGUUUUAAUACAGGAAUGUUUUUGCAUGUAAUGUUUGUAUUUGCAUGCAGGGGGGUGUUUGGAUGUAUUGUCUUUUAAAUACAUGUGUACAUUUGUGUGUAGUAUUACUGUUUCAGCAAACUGGUGUGUUUGUAAUGUUUGUGUUUGCAGGGGUCUGUUUGCAUGUUGUGUGAUUUCUAUAACACAUAUACACAUACACAUUAACACGCAGAUACACACAUGCUCACACUGACACAUGCUCACACCUUGACACAUACUGGCACACACACACACACACACACACACACACUCAGAUACACACCCUUUGACACACAGAUACAAGCACUUUGAUAUACACACACUGGCACAUACACAUACACACUGACACAGGUAUAUACACACACACUCAGAUACACACAUACAUAAAGGUAUAAAUGCAGGGGUGUAUAUGUGUACAGUGCUAGAGAUGGAAUGUAGGAGUGUAUUUGUGUUGGGAUUAAAAUGCUGGGAUGUAUGCAUUACCACACACUCAAAUGCACACUUACACACACACAGGUGCACAUACAGGUGUAUGAGGUAUACCUACACACAGACAAACACAGCCAGAUACACACAAGGACAUAAACACAGCCAGAUACACACAUAUAUAUGUGUACAUUUACAUAUUUUAAUCUCUGCCUUCUAGCAGCUCUUGGACAGCAACUCCCAGCAACCUUGGCCAAUAUAAUGUCUCAACUCUGUUCUUACAUACCCUGGUCCAGAAUUUGGCAUAAGUGACAUUUGAAAAUGGUGUACAGCCUUUGAUAACACUUGAUGCAAUAUGUUAAAAUAAAUACUUUUAAAAUUUAUAUUUAAUAGAGAACUGUCAGGUUCUUCUAGGAUUUUUAACAUGUACUUAUUCCCUGUGUGUUACAUUACAACCACCAACACACUUAAAUAAAAGUGAUAUCAGAAAUUAGCAAAACAAAAAACAAAACAUAUUUAGCCACCCUCCUGUCUCCUUACAUUUUGGGUACAGAAAGGUGGCUUCCCUGGUGUCCAGUGAGAGCUUGCUGGCCCAGGCUGAUGGGAGUCUGCCAUCAGCUUUCUCAGUCCCUCUCCCCCACAAUGCUUGUAUCCUCCUCCAUGUGGUGUGUGCCUCCUCCCCAGUGGCACUGAGGAGGAAGUGAUCAGUUCUUACUGGGAGGAAGCAAUCUGACCUCACUUCCUCCCAGCAUGCCCAGGAAACAAAGAGACUCACAGGGCAGUAUGUGAGGGGACUAGCUGUGAGUAUGUAGUCAGCCACCCCCCAUAUAACAGGGGCCCGGGCCGGUCCAGAGCAGUAUUAAAGGUUACCUCAGGUGCUGCAGGGGGCCCCCAGGAGUAACUGGGCCCGGGGCAGCUGCCCCUUUUGCCCCUCCUUAAAGACGGCCCUGUACUGUCAGGGUAGGGUUAAAUAUCUAGUUAGUCCUGCCAUAAGUAUAUGAAUGGGUGAGUAUAAGAAUGCGUCCCGUGUUUAAGUCAUAUGGAAAGGUCAAGGCUCUAUAAAAUGUUUCGGGCCUGGUUGAGCUCGUGUUCCUAUUUUGCGGUCAGUUUGGUCCCUGCGCUGUAACAUUCUAAGUAAAUGCGCAUUUACAGUGAUAAGAUAAUUUUGUGGCCUUAACGCUAUUAUAAACAAAUAACGAUCAUGGACAUUGGGGGGUCCUUACGGGCUGUCCUGCAUGGAGGACUGAGAGUCUCUGGGUGUGGGGUGGCGACUGUCACAAGACAGUCGAGUGCCCUGGGGUGUUAUCGUGUGGCUCUGCGAAGUCCCUCCUGAGUACCUCUCUCUGGGUAGGCGAAGGUCCUGGUUUUUCGAGGUUUCUCAAGCGACCAGCAGUGUGAUGCCGUCAGGUACAAAAUAAAAGUCCAUGGGAAGAAAAACAAAAAGAACUGGGUGUGAAGGAAACUAAAGUCUGAUGAUAGGUAGGAGCGACCUGCGCCUCUUCAGGGCGGUACAGUGCCGCUUGGAGCCCCAUUCCUCUCAGCAGGGUUGCCUGGCUGCGCCUUCAGCGGGACAAAUGGCUUGGUCCUUGCGGGGUCCCAGUUGUGCUUCUUGAUUCUGGCUUCCACUGGGCCUGUCGGCAUAAGGGAGUUCUCUGGCAGGCCAAGUGUGGUCAGCAGCCAUUUAGCCUCCGUUAGGUCUUGGACUGUGUGGAUCAUAUUGUCCUUUAGGACCUGUAGGGCCCUUGGCAUGCACCAUCUAUAGGUGAUAUCAUUUUGUCUCAGGAGUGUCGUGACUGGUUGAAGGGAUCUGCGCCACUGCAUGGUAUCUCCAGAUAAGUCUGAAAAGAAGGUAAGGUUGGCAUUUUCGAAGUUGAGCGGGGUCUUCCCCUGCAGGGCCUUAAGCAUGGCCGCUUUGUCUGCUCCAGAUCGGAAUCUCACCACCAGGUCCCCGGAGGCCGUGGCUGGGGCCGUCCUCGGUUUGGGGAUUCUAAAUAUCGCCUCAAAGCUCAGGGCUUUCGCUUGUUGUGGCUUCAGUAGUGUACCCGCGAGUCUCCUCACCAGGUGCGGGAGUUCUUCUGGCAAGACUCCGUCUGGGACGCCUCGGAUCUUGAGGUUAUUGCGGCGUCUUUGAUCCUCAAGGGCCGCAAAUCGGCGGUCCGUAGCUGCUUGGUGUUUUUUGAGCAUUUGUAGCUCUUUAUGUAGGUCCGCAAUUUCUUGGGCCUGCUUGUCUGUGUGGGCCUCUAUGGCUCCCAUGCGCCCGAUCAGGCCUGUCACCUCCGCCUGGAGCUGUGCAACAUCUGCCUGGAUCACCCGUUGUAAGUCACCCAGCAUUGUUCUCAGCGUGUCUGUUGUGAUCAGUUCAGGUUGCUUUGUGGGGGGCGAACAUGCCGCUGGUGUACUCAUCUAGGCUCAGUUCGUCCGAAGAGUCUAAGUACCCCGCCAUGUCGGCGGCCAUUUUGGCCCCUCGUGCGUCUUGUUCCUCGACCACACAUAUUUUUAACCAUAAUUCAGUCCUUACAAAAUUUUAUUUAUAAUUUCUAAAAAUUAAUUGAAAUCCUAGACAUGUUGGGACAUAUAACAAUAAAAGACUAAUUAGUGAAUUUAUUUUGAGUUGGUUUUCUUUAGGUGCACUUGGUGUGUAGAAAUUAUGAAAUGUAAAACUGAGAAACAUUUGAGUUUUUUAAAUAGUUUUAUUUCUAUUAUGUAUGGUGUUAUGUAUACACAUCUGGUAUCAAAAAACCUGAUUUCUCCUUUUAACCCUAAACACUAGACAUGUGCAAAUUCUGACAAAUUUCGGCCAUUCGGAUGCUUCAGAAUUGACGAAUUUUGGAAGUGCCAAAGUACUUUGGAUUUCUGAAAAGUGGCAAAACCGGAGAGGGAGGGAGGAAAAAUUAAGGGAAUGAUGACAGGAGUCUAACCCUACCCCUAGGGAAUUGCUGAAGUCCUGACUUUCGGAAGUACCGAACCGAGGUCCCGAAUUUCGGAAGUGCAGAACCCGAUUUUUUUUUGCCCAUGCACAUCCCUACUAAACACUAUUCUUCAGCAACAUGUUUUCUCUGUGCUGGGUGGUGGUGAUUAGCGGAGAGUGUCAAUUGACCACUUUCAGCCUAUCACAAUUGUCCAUUGUGGGUAUUACUUGGUAUAAUAUUGUAAUCUCUGGCUUAUUGAGGGCCAGGUUGUGGGUGGACAGGGAACCUGAUUCAAUUUUAAAGUGGUACUGGCACCCCUAUAUUAAAAAUGAGUAUUUCAUAAAGAUAGAAUCUUUAUGAAAUACCUAUGCUGACUGUUUUGGAAUUUCACUGAAAUUCUAACCCAGUCAAGAGAUAUACAAAGACAAAUUAGGGACUACUUUGUCUCUGUAUUUCUUCUCCGUCUGACACAAGGCGGAGCCUAAUCUGCUGUGUCUAUUUGGAACAUUGACCUCAAUGCUGUACUCUCGCGCAUGCAAAGAUUGUCGCUCCCGCGCAUGCAGACAUCAGCCAUUCUGUUGAAGAUGUGCUUGGGAUCAUUUCUGAUCUUCAGAGGAUUUAAUGGUCAACUCAACAACUGCAAAGUUUCCAGGUUCUGUGGCUGCAAAACAAGCCCAAAUCAUCAGUCCUCCAACACCGUGCUUGACAGUUGGUAUGAGCUGUUUGAGCUCAUGUGCUGUGUUUGGUUUUUGCCAAACGUGACUCUGUGCAUGAUAGCCAAACAUCUCCACUUAGGUCUCGUCUGCCUAAAGGACACUGUUGUGGUUUGUUAAGAUGCAACUUUGCAAACCUAAGCCAGAGAGAAAAUGCUUUCUCCUGGCAACCCUUUCAAGCAAACCAUACUUGUUCAUUCUUUUUCUAUUUGUAAGGCUAUGAACUUUAAUAUUUAACCUGAUAACUGAGGCCUGUAGAGUCUGAGAUGUAACGCGUGUUUUUUGGCAAUUAGCUGAUCAUUGUACGAUCUGACCUUAGGGUGAAUUUGCUGGGAUGUCCAUUCCUGGGAAGAUUGGCUACUGUCUUGAAUGUCUUCCACUUCUGGAUAACCUAUCUCACUGUAAAAUUAUAGACUUUAAAUUGUUUGAAAUUUGCCUUUUAACCCUUUCCUGUUUUAUGGGCAACAGUUGCUUCUCUCAUUGUUGUUGAUGUCUUUCCUUCACGGCAUUGUGUUAACACACACCUGAAUGUUCCAGACCUGCAAACUGCUAAAAUUUCAGGUUUUUUAGAGGUGGUCACACUUGCUGAUGAUCAAUUAAGGGCAUUUGAUUAGGAGCACCUGUUUUCUGCUUAGCCUCUUAAUUCAUAUGGAAGCGGUAAGGGUUUUUCACACAUGGCGUCUCCAUUUGAUAAAUAAAUCAUGAUACAGUGUAAUAUGUCGUGUUCUAGUUUAUCGGAGGUUGUAUUUAUCUAAUUUUAAUACCUGCUAAGGAACAGAUGAUUGUUAUUAUAUCCUGUAAAAACAUAGAAUGCAAAUAGUGUACUUUAUUUUUCCCAUGACUGUAAAUAAGACAGGAUAGACAUAAGUGGAACUAUGUUGGCAUCAAACAGAUCCUUUGAGGUUAAGAUUUUAAUUACCCUAGUAUUGUAUAUACUACAUUUUAACUACAUGCAACCAUAGCUACUAAUUGCUAUAGCAGUUUGGAGUCUGCUUUUCCAAAAAUAGGUGCAUAUUUAUUUAGAAUACACCUGAGCAGGGAAUUGGACAAUUGCAGCAAUUUUUUAUUUGUCAAGUGCAUAUUAUGUAAUUAUUUCCCCAAUUAAAUACUGGCGCUAAUGGCCAUUUGAUUUUACAGAUGCCACGUGAUGAGACUGUGUGCAAGUAUUGUGGUGUCAGCUAUUUGAUUCUGCAUGAGUUUAAACUUUUGGAAGACAAAAUGAAGGCAUUGGAGAAAGAGCUGAAAUUAUGUCAAGGAAGUGUGGAGAGAGAGAAAGCACUUCAGGAAGAGCUUCAACGCCUCGGCCAAGAGCUUGAACAAAGCAAGACUGACAGUAAUUCCAAAGCAGAAAGGUCAGGACAUGCUAUUCAUCUUUAUUUUUUAAUUUUAAUAAACUCGUUAAUGCAGUCCAAAGCAGACGAAAAAAAGUCUCUCUAGCCUGCCAAAAGCAUGUUAUGUCAGUUAGGGCCUACAGCUGAAUAGAUGCUACUGUGUUAAUGAAAUCUUUAUUUCACCCAUUCCUCGGAGGCUAAUAUAUACUUCUUUAGCAGUAGCUAUCAAAACUAGCCCAUAGUGUUGUACUUGAGAAAAGGUCACUGCCUCUUGUUUGAUAUAAAAGCCAUUAACAUGAGAGAGUACAUUGAAAACACAUUCAAUAUUGCUUUAUUGACUUAGUGUUGUGUAAGUAACAUAUUAAUGGAUACACUGAAUUCAUCCACCAUGUGCCACUGGACAAAUAAAAUUAAUGUACUGACUUUUUCUUUUUGAAGGAAAUUAGGGGAAUAUAUCUUUAGUUGCUUUAGUCUCCUUAAAGGUAGUGCUAAAUAAAAGAACAGCCAUCACUUCUCCGUCAAAUGACAUAAUUAUAUAUUUUUUUUCUUCAAGUGAUACUACAUUUUCUUUAAAAUGUUUAUUAAAGAUUUAACACUUGCCAUUACAAUCCAGAUCAGCGCAUGUCGUCAGGCAAGUAUUCGAUAAAGGGAACCACUGUUUCAAUUUAACCUCGUCUCAUUAUGUCAGAGGUGUACAUAUGUCACAGACUAGAUUUGGCCUGCUGGACUUUGCUCACGUACCCAGGCCUUGUGUGUAGUUUGGGCACAUGGGAAAUUAGGUCCCACACUCCCAGCAUCAUUUAUUGCAAGCUGCAUUUACUGCAUGUGCUUGCACAGUGUGAAAGAACAGGAACAGAGAGAGAAAUGAGCGAGUAAAUUUUAAACUGGGGGCAGGGUUGGUAGUCAUGGAGAGCAGACGCAUGUCGGAUGGCCGCAAUAGAUUUGCAGAAUAACACGGCAAAUAACCCUCACCCACACACUUUUUCCCCCCACAAACCGCUCCUGACUUCCCGAGCCACUAUGGGGAAAAGAGCCAAGAAGUUUAAGGCUCUCACAGGAGAAGGUUCCCGCAACAUCGGAGACCUGUUGCGAGGAUGAGAUGCUGGACACCCCAGAUGACAUCCCCAACAUGACACUCCAUGACACUCUGCUGCCAGAGGAAGACUUGUCAGCCCCUGUUAACCCCUUAAGGACACAACUUCUGGAAUAAAAGGGAAUCAUGACAAAAUAUUUCCAUCAUGUGCCCUUAAGGGGUUAAUAAGGGUGACUUUAAAGCCCUCCUCAUGAUUAUCAGGACACUCUUUAAUGCAGACCUGUCAGUCAUAAGGGAGGAAAUCACGUGCGGUCACAGCUAGAGUCUAGGCUACGGAGGUUGAUAUCCCCUCCAUUGCCCAUAAGCAAGCAGACACCGCGGAAAGUAUGAAACAGUUGCUGACCUCUUAGCAGACCAUGCAGGUCAGAAUUGAUGCUCUGAACGACGUGCGAUGGCCCAAUAAUUUAAAGAUAUGAGGUAUUGCCGAAAUUAUCGAGGGGCAAGAACUCCCACUCUUUAUCAGAUACCUGUUGGCCACUCUCCUACACCAACGCUAAGCCAAAGGAAUGCAAUUCGAUCAUUGCUUCCCUCUGCCAAAAUCGACCAGGGCCUGAGGCUCCACGCGGAGCUCCACCGCUUGAUACAGUCGCUGCUUACAGCACGUCCCUGGUAAGGGGCUAAAUGCAAAAGCAAGGAUACCCUAUAAACUGUUCCCUACGUUAGUGCGAGCGCUUUGAAGCACAUAUGUUCAUGUAUAUGUGUAUGUGUGUAUAUAUAUAUAUAUAUAUAUAUAUAUAUAUAUAAAGGGCAAGUCUAUUGCAAUACUAAUGUCUCUCACAACAACUCCUGUAACCAUGAUUAAUUGAUGCUGUAGUGUCGUUUAAUACCUGUGUUAUCAUUCAUGCCUGAAAAAAAUUAAAGAAACUCAAUUUUAAACUACCAAGGAUGAGCCUUUCAUCACUGCAUGGAAAGGUAAGAAAGUGGAAGGGGACCUGUAUAUUGUGGGGGAAAAUGAGACUAUUACAAUGCUCUUUAGUAAUAAAAUAUUACUGAGUAUUAUUGCUUUGGAUCUUUGUGAUACACUAAUGCACCACUCAAUACAGUUUUUUUGUGGCGCUCUGUGAUAUUACCGUUUACAUGUGUUUGGCAUAGAUUCACAGUAAUAUUAAAUGUAAACACUGCAUGCCACUAUAGAUAUAGAAAUAUAUCUGUUAUAUUGGGCCCUCCAUUUUUUACGUAAAAGUCAGCCCUCCAUGGCAAAUUCUUCCUCUAUGCUGACUGACAGGGGCAAAGAGAUGAGCUGAUAACCUUGACAGGCAGUGGUGUUUAUUUUAAUUAUAUAUAUAUAUAUAUAUAUGUGUUGUCUACAGAAAUUACCCUUAAAGUCUGUGGGAAUUUCUGUAGAUAAUUCAUUUGAAACAUUUUUUCUAAUAGAUUGUGAUCAUUUGAAAAGAUAAUACCAAAAUAUUAAAUCCGCUAAAUGAAACAGACAUGUAAUUCAUGACAAACAAAUCAGCAUGUAGCGCUAAAGAGACACUAUAGGCACCCAGACCACUCCAUUUUAUUGGAUUGGGUGCACUGUCCCUGUUCCCUUAACCCUGCAGAAUAUAUUUUAGACAAACUGCAAUGUUUACACGCACUGCACUUUCCUUCAUCGGCUGACUUGGAGAAAAAGGAGCCCGACGCAGAGCUGAGGAUCAUUGGCACUGUAAUUUGGUAUUUUUAAAGUGUUUAACCCUUUACAUGGUUGUGGGGGGCAGCAGGGGCAGAGGGACACAGGGACACCACAGUGUUAGGAAUACAGCUGUGUGUUCUUUUAAGAAGUGAUAAGGACCCACUUGAACAAGUAAGCAUUGUAGCCCCAAAACCAAGAAAAUUACUUCAGAUUACUACUUUGAAUUGAAAACCAUGCAAGGGAUUUAUUUAAUUUGUUGUUUGUUUUUAAGAAUAGAGAAUUGCACAUUUUAGCCACUAUUAGAGAGUUUUCCGUUAUUAUGACCUAAAAAUUCUAAUUUCCUGCUGGCACAGAUAUAAACCCUGACACAGUUACAACAUAAAGAUUACAGCAGUACAACGACAGGGUGGGAAGAGGACGGGAGAAGGGAACCAUAUUAAAAGGUCGGGGGGAUAAAUAAAUAUACACAAAGAUAGUACUGAUAACAAACAGUAUCUCUGUAACACACACACACACACACACACACACUCUCUUUCUCUCUCUCUCCCUCUCCCCUUCCCCCUCGCUCUCCCUCUCCCCCUCCCUCCCCCCUCCUCUCCACCCCCCUCUCUUUCUCCCCCUCUCUCUCUCCCCCUCUCACACACCCAAAACUCCCAGGUGAAGGGACACGACACAAAUCAAGGUGAAGGAAGCCAGGGCACCACCUAGAUGCCGGGGAAGAGCCACACAAGUACACCAGGGACAUACGAAGCCCAUAUCUAGGGAGACGGGAACCUGGAAAGGCAUACAUAGGGACAGCUGACACACAACCCAUAGUUAGACGCGAGCAGGACCAAUACAAUAGGGAGCCAGACAGGUACGUUGUACGAUGUUCACAGAUAAAUGCGUGAUGUUCGGCACACACUGGAAACCCAAACACACUAGUUCAAGCCAGCCUCCAGGCCGACCCGGAGCAACGCACCAGAUAACAAUCCAGGUUCUAGAUAUUGUAUGCAACUUGGUGACAUGGGGGCCUUCCCCCAGACAUCUCAAACCCCCACCGCCGCCCCAUACCAUGCGGCGACAGGGGACAAGUAUUGGGGUAGGGAAUCACAGCUACACCCAAACCAAACGGAGAAACCCUGCAGGCCCGAUACGACUCCCAAGGCACCUCAUGCCAAAGCGCCCCCACCUCAUGUGACAGCUAGGCCCAGUUCAAGCCGGCAUCAAACAAACCAAUCCUUGCACACGAGCAGAUAACAGACCAAAGAGGCAGACACGGACUGCCACACCACGCACUCAGAGAUCCAUACUCCCUACAAAAUAAGGCACAGAGCGGGUGCUCAGAGUACAUAACCACUUAGGAGAUAACAGACCAAGGACUGCGUAUAGUACUGAAAAAAUACACGUAGACCCACUAGACGUCCCGAAGCGGACUGAGCCGCCACAGACGGAAAGCCCCACACCCCCACAGGCAUAGGACAUAGGAAUCCCCACCUGUCAGGGGACACACAACUCCCGAAAUAGACCCAGCCCCCAUACAGACCGGGCCGCACGGUCGAACACCCGGGACGACUGUCCAUUAACCUACAGAACUACAAAAGCCACAUAGUCGAAGUAAAUAGACGCAGAACAAGUAUCAACUCUGACCAUACACACGGCGGUACAACACCACACACUCACAUACUCCCCAACCGUACCCCACAACAGACUCAUCCACCCCUGUGGCCUUUCAGAGGAUGCCAGACUCGGGACCUGGCAGAUUUAACAGGGAAGACCUAACCAUACUCUCAUACUCUCACAAGGUUUAAAUGUCAGGGAGAAGCGCACAAGACUUUUGCGAGACCUGAAACACUACAGGGCAUCAAUAGCGUUUCUCCAAGAAACGCACUUUCAAGAAGGAAGAGCUCCGGCACUGAAGGACCGCAAUUUUAGAAUGGGAUACUUUAGCAACAACCCGGACAGACGCACGCUGGGAGUAGGUAUCCUAUUCUCCAGCAGAACCCCACACAGAACAAGCCACCGCCAGAUGCAAACAGGGCAGGUAUAUCUUCACCAAAGACACGAUCCUCGAACAAACCUACACGUUCGCCAAUGUCUACGCCCUGAACACGAAACCAUUCCACUUCCUUCGGAACGCACUAAAUACCCUGAUGAAGUUCGCAGAAGGCACUCUGAUCGUAGGGGGUGCACCCAGAUCAAGAUUCUAUAUCUGCGUUCGGAACAACCCCGCAUAAUAGACAUGCGAACACUCUCCGCCUACUACGCCAACACCAAUUGGCAGACUGCUGGCGAGCGCUAAACCCAACGACACGGGACUAUCCCUUCUACUCGCAGACCCACUCAACUUAUACGAGGCUAGACUACUUCUUAAUGUCACACCACAACUUGGCCCUACUCAAAGCAGCAGAAAUCCUGCCAAUGACGUGGUCAGACCACUGCCCGAUCCCCAUACGGAUGAAAUCACUGUUAUUCAAGCCCAGACAGAUGUCCUGGAGACUGAACGAAUCAAUCCUAUCGGAUGUGAUAGUGACAGACAAAAUAGGCCAAAUAAUACGGGACUACUUCCAAGAUAACGAAACAGAGGAUGUGACACCGAUGACCUGCUGGGAGGCACACAAGACGGUAGUACGGGGCCACAUCAUAGCAAUAUGCGCGACCCACAAAAAGGCGGCAGUACAGGAAAUAACCAAGCUCAGCGGAGAAAUUGCGAUCCUGGAAGCCAGACAUAAAUGAACCCUAGAAAUGAUGAUAUACAGAGAGCUAACAGACAAGCGAAACCAACUAACCACGCACCUUAACAGAACGAUCCAAAGCUCAUACCAACACUACAGACACAUGAUACACGAACACGGAGAUAAAUGCGGGAGACUGCUAGCCAACCUCCUGAAGCAACGUAGAACACAACUGUAUAUACCGAAAAUAAAAAACGCACAGCAACAAAUCAAACACCUCCCUGACCAAAUAGCAACGGAAUUCCAACGGUACUACCAAGACCUCUACCACCUCCGAAAGGAAGCACAGGACGACCAGAGACUUCAUAAAUCAGCGGACAUACGCAAGUACUUGGACUCUGCAAAUAUACCAGAAAUAACGGAAGCAGACAGAGAAGCACUGGAAGCGCCUAUAACACCCGAAGAAUUGGCAUACGCCAUCACGAAAGCUAAAACGGGCAAGGCACCGGGACUAGAUGGACUGCCCCUCCAAUACUACAAGAUCUUCACGCAAGAGGUUCAACCGAAACUACUUAAAGCCCUGAAUUCCGUCCAGGACGGAGCUGCACCGACGGCACAGUUCAUCUCGGCGAACAUUACCCUGCUCCCAAAGGAGGGCAAAGACCCGACAUUAUGCCCAAACUACCGCCCAAUUUCAGUGCUUAAUACAGACAUCAAACUCCUGGCGAUCAUUCUGGCAACGCGACUAGCACCGCUACUGCCGGACUCAAUUCACCCGGACCAGACAGGGUUUAUCCCGGCAGGGAGGUGAGGGACAACACCAUCAGAGCCCUGAACAUCAUCGCACACGCUAGAGCACACAAGACACAGACCCUCCUUCUAUCGUCAGACGCGGAAAAGGCAUUUGACAGGGUGGACUGGGACAUGAUGUUUGCGACCCUCCAGGCCUUUGGGAUGGGACCUAACUACCUUACGUGGGUACAGGCUCUUUACACCUGCCUAACGGCACGAAUCCGGAUAAACGGAGCACUGACGAAACCGUACAAUGGAUCAACGCCCUUGAUCUUCGCGUUGACGCUGGAGCCGUUUCUGCAGAGGAUCAGACAAAACAUAAACAUACAGGGCCUCGUAAUUGGAACAACACAACACAAAACUCUAGCAUAUGCGGACGACAUGCUGUUUGUGGUCACACAUCCAGAGACCACCUUGCCGGUGAUGCAGGCAGAGUUCGAAGAAUAACCUUCAAAUAAAUUACACUAAAUCGGAGAUCCUCAACCUCACCAUCAACCACGCCCAUAAACGAACACUCCAAAGACAACACCCAUACCGCUGGUGUGACCAACGCAUGCGGUACCUAGGGGUAUGGCUCACACCCAACCCGGCAGACCUUUACACCCACAACUACCUCCCCAUACUAAAAAAAGCAACGGAAGAACUAAAUAAAUGGAGCUCUCUCUACGCUUCGUGGCUAGGCAGAGUAAAUGCCGUCAAGAUGACGCUACUACCAAAACUUCUCUUCGUGUUCCAAACUGUACCAAUACUAGCUCCACAAACCUUCUUCAAGACACUAUGGGCAGAGGUCCGCACGUUCAUAUGGAAGGGCAAAUCCCCACCCAUAGCGCACGAUCAACUAACCCUUCCUAAACUCAGAGGAGGCCUGGCGCUCCCCGAUUUUGAAAAAUACUACCAGGCAGCGCACCUCACCAGAGUCGCCAGCUGGUCGGUUGCCAGCGGAACGGAACCGUGGACCCAGUUAGAAUCCGACAUCUCUAACUGCGACCUUCGAACUCUACCAUGGAUACCCAGGGCCACAUACAAGCAUAAACAUAUCACCAACCCAUUUGUGGCGGUGACCAUGAAGAUCUGGCACAGGCAAGGCACGAAGCAGUACCUCACAACGGACCCAGGCCCGCUACUGCCGUUAAGAGGCAACCCAGACUUCCCAGCAGGAGACCGCGGCCCCACGCCGGGCCCGGUAGGACGCACAAUCCCCGCAUGAUGGAUGUCCUCCAGCGACCAUUUGAUGACCGCUCCGUCACUGACCUCUUUCCAGACAGGACGCUUACCUUCUCACACACACUGGUGAAGCACAAAUAGCCGGACAUGCUCGAUCCAUCCCACAAAAACCAUCCCUGCUAAGAGAACCCACGCAAUUCGAACUACUCUGUACGCAAGAUAAGGACACACCACGUGCCAUUUCGCAGAUAUAUGCAAUGCUAGUCACUGGUAGGUACCUACUGGCACCCCCCUGCAUGAGAAACUGAGAGGAAGACCUAGAUGAACCCAUGAGGAAGACCUAGAUGAACUGUGACAAAAGCAUCACCCUGAUACAAAAAACGCCUAGCUCAGCAAGGCUGCAAGAAAACUCAUACAAAGUAUACACCAGAUGGUACUUGACACCGACAGCGCUCUAUACCAGGAAUUCGGAAGUCUCAGACACGUGCUGGAGAUGUGGAAAUGAGAGAGGUACAUUCAUACACACCUGGUGGACAUGCCCACGUCUUCGACCGUUCUGGAACACAGUUAGAGAGGUAAUACAUGAAAUAACAGACGAAAUGCUUCCAAAAUCCCCAGCAACAUUCCUCCUUCAUCACACAGAUAGGUCUAAACCGACAUACAGUAAAUCUGUCAUCCCGCGGCUCUUAAACGCGGCCAAAGCGACGGUCCCAAUCUCCUGGAAGCAGGCUACCACACCCUCAAUCGCAAGAUGGGUGGAAGAGGUAGAAGCAACCAGGAAAUUCGAAGACGUGAAGAUCGCUACAUUAGCAACCAGGAAAUUCGAAGACGUGAAGAUCGCUGGAUUAGACUAACCGCCUCUGACGCUUUUCAGAACCGCAUGGUGACACAGUAGGCGGGGGAGGAGAGUACUAAACCAAAAUAAAUAAAGCACCAAUGUAAAGAGAUGGAGAACGGCGAACCGGGACAGCAACAGGGGAUGGAAUCACCCACCAUCACCCCCUCAUAACACUCACAUACGCACAGACAAGACACGACCCGCCCAUACGUAUAGACAUACAUCCAAAGGACUACUGAAGCCGAGACAACGAACAUACUUGACUGGGACUUAUACAAGUGAACACACACCACAUACAAGCAGCCGCGCGCCGAGCACACACGGAAAACACAUCCGACUAGAGGGCACGCUUCCACGGACACAUCAAAAACGCUGCAACUACAAACUGCGAUACCUGAAAUCAGGCCCAAUACAAACACACAGACGGUUACAACAUAGAGCCGACAGCCACUGAAGCCAGACAGGAACUGAAAGGAGUUGCGAAACCACACAAUCCAUGCACCACACGCACACACAGCCCAAAUACCGACCUAUACGAUCCAUCCCAAACCCCACAGGACAACACUACAGCCAUGUUCACAAGUGAAUCCGUCUAAACAUGACAACACCACGACCACAUGGAAGGUACACACGGAAAACGAUUCAGGAACACCGGAACAUGAGCCACAAAGACGCAACACUAGAGGCAGACACACAGAGCUCUGGAGUAAAGCAACACAACACAGGUAAAAACACAGACACAUACAAUAGAGGAGACACAGACCUACUGCAAACGGCUCUAACAUAUCUAGCAAAGAGGACAGCUACGAAACAUACAAAGCCAAUACAACCUCAAUACACACGAGCAAAUAGCUACACGACACACUAGAGCUCAGGGCAGCAAGCAAAGGGCAGCAGCACGCAACUGCUCACCCACAGCCCUAACGAAAACAAAUAGGCAUCACAGAUUAUUAGAGUGUAAAAAGCAAAGUACUCUGCUAUGUACCAAACGGUUAAGUUAAACUGGCUAUGACAAAUUCGCCUCAGCGAAAGCAACCAAAGGCGCAAAAAGCUGACCCUUUGUUUAUUCGAGAAGCACCAUAUAAAGCUGUACAUUAUGCAGCAUCAUGUCUUAUCUACGUUGUGUUCCGGUUUUAUGCUUGAUGGUUCUUGAGGACUGAAAAGCCUCAGUAACAUGUUUAUGCUAUAAUUUCUUAAAUUUGUAACCUUUAUUUACUAUAUCAUAUAACUGAGAAUAGAUUUGGUAGCCAUAUGCAUGUUCCCUUAUUUAGGAACACAGUGCACUCUUUAAGCACACAGUGCACAAAUUUUAUUGUUGUGUCUCUUAAAUACGGCUAUAUGAAUAGGAUCAAACUGGGAUCAUAACUCUGCGGUAGCCACAAGGAAGUAUUACUGUGUUGCAAUCUAUAGCUACCUGUAUAUCUAAUGUUAAAGUCGGUGGUUUAUAUACAAUCAGAAACCCAAAGGAAAGUUCUAUGCAUCACAUAGAUAGCACUUAAUAUUAGAAUUCAUAGACCGGAUUCAAAAUACAUUUAUAACAUAUCAUGGCCUGUACAAACAUGUUAGACACAUAAACAACGCACUAAAUAACUAUGCUUUAAUUUCUGGUAGUAAGCAAGAACAUUAUUUUCAUAAGGCAUCUCUGGGCUAUAUGCAAAUAAAACACUAGCCCUUUAUUGCAUACUAUGUCUCAACUGCAGUUCAUGGCAAAAUAAAUUAAUACGCAGACAAAGGCAUCAAGGACAAAAACACAGCAUUGCUAGAAAAUACCACACUCAUUUCACUCUCAAAAUAAGGUAGUCGUUAGUUAAGUGUAAAAUGUACUAUGCACUACUUUGAUCAGACAUGUAUUACAAACGUCAUGAUUAACUUGCCUUUGCGCGGGCAAUAAAUGGCAUUCCGACUCAUGUAACAGAUAACAGCGCCUCUGCGUAGGCGAUUACCCGCUUAAAAACAAAACUAAGUUUGAAAUGGAAGUUAUGAUGUGAUAACAAUAAACAUAUUCAAAACAAAAUAAAGAUUAAACAUGUUACCGGUCCUUAGAAGUGGCUGGGCUUUCAUGCAGGACAAUAAACGUUAGACAAGCUAACAUUUAGGGGAUAUCAGAAAUCAAAUAAUCGCUCAAACAGAGCCACGUCAAGGGUAGCACGAAUCAGAGUAAGCAAUGGUUCAAGAACACAGAAAAAUCAUAAAUACUUAGAACACUAUUGGGUCAAAGAGAAACUGCAACAGGGCACAGAACUACUACAAGUUAAUGCUAAUGUUUGAGCUUGAAGAUAAAAUAAAUGCAAAACAUGUAUGUAUACUAAAUGUGGAUUAUCAGUUCAACUAAAUGCAAAAUAUUAAGAUUCACUACGCUAACUUUAUCCUAUCUAGAAGGAAGGUAUUUUCUAUUUUGAGAGGAAGAUGAAUAGAUGAAGUGCAUGAUCACAAUGUGGACUUUUAAUUUAUCCUGUAAAAUUGCAUUGCAUUAUCAUUUCUCCCACACCCAACCUAUUUAGAACUAAUUUACACCUGAUAAUCAACAUUAAAUAUAUAAUACAGUUAUCUAGAGCUCAGUAUUGUACUAAUUGGCAUCAUAUCCGGUGUCGGCUAAUAGAAAGUUCUGACCACAGCUCAAGUGCAUUAGUUCUUCCAUCUUAAAGGACCACUAUAGUGCCAGGAAAACAUACUCGUUUUCCUGGCACUAUAGUGCCCUGAGGGUGCCCCCACCCUCAGGGUCCCCCUCCCGCUCGGCUCUGGGGAGAGGAAAGGUUUAAAACGUACCUUUUUUUCCAGCGCUGGGCGGGGAGCUCUCCUCCUCCUCUCCGCCUCCGAUCCUCCCUUUCGGCUGAAUGCGCACGCGUGGCAAGAGCUGCACACGCAUUCAGCCGGUCUCAUAGGAAAGCAUUUACAAUGCUUUCCUAUGGACGCUUGCGUGUUCUCACUGUGAUUUUCACAGUGAGAAUCACGCAAGCGCCUCUAGCGGCUGUCAAUGAGACAGCCACAAGAGGAUUUGGAGGCUGGAUUAACCCUAUUAUAAACAUAGCAGUUUCUCUGAAACUGCUAUGUUUAUAAAUAAAAGGGUUAAUCCUAGAGGGACCUGGCACCCAGACCCCUUCAUUAAGCUGAAGUGGUCUGGGUGCCUAGAGUGGUCCUUUAAAGGUGUAAGUUCCAUGCUCUAGUGCAGUGAUGGCGAACCUUUUUGAGCCCGAGUGCCCAAACCGCAAUUUUUUUUUCUCCUUAAAGUGCCAACACGGCAAUUAAACCCAAAUACUGAGGUUUAAGUUUAGAAAAAACAACUCGUACUGUUGUCCGAACUAAUAACUUUUGUUUUAAAAGAACACAGAGUUCAAUGAUACAAAUUUAAAAUAAUGAUAUAAAUAGAUAAAAUUAAGCUUAUAUUUAUUAGUAUCUCCAACAAAUGCAAUACAUACACACACAGUCUGCUGAAUACACACACACACACAAGACUGCUGAAUACAGAGACUGAUGAAUGCACACACACAGUCUGCUGAGUACACACACACACAGUCUGCUGAGUACACACACACACAGACUGCUGAGUACACACACACACAGACUGCUGAGUACACACACACACAGACUGCUGAGUACAAACACACAGUCCACUGAAUACACGCACACACACACACUGCUGAAUACACACACACACUGCUGAAUACACACACACACUGCUGAAUACACACAUACUGCAUUGAGGUGGGGGGGUGCUGUGUGUGUGUGUGGGGGUGCUUGUGUGGGGGGUGCGUGUGUGUGUGAGUGUUGUAUGUGACGGGUGCUGUGUGUGUGUGUGGGGGGGUGCUGUGUGUGUGUGCUGUGUGUGUGUGUGCUGUGUGUGUGUGUGCUGUAUGUGUAAGGGUGCUGUGUGUGGGGGGUAGGGGUACUGCUAGGGUAUGUGGGGGUAGGGGUACUGUGUGUGGGGGGUAGGGGUACUGUGUGUGGGGGGGGGUAGGGUACUGCUAGGGGGUAGGGGUACUGUGUGUGGGGGUAGGGGUACUGCUGGGGAGGGUAGGGGUACUGCUGGGGAGGGUAGGGGUACUGUUGGGAGGGUAGGGGUGCUGCUGGGGAGGGUAGGGGUGCUGGGGGGUAGGGCUAGUUCUGGGGGGGUAGGGGUGCUGUGUGUCAGUAUACCCCCCCUCCUUCCUUCUUACCUUUAAUGAAGUGGGGGUGGGGGGGGCGACACACAGCCAUCCCUGGUGGUCCGGUGGUGGUAAGCACUGCAGGGGGAGGGAUCUGUGAUGCAGCUCCCCUGUCCUCCUGCGCAAUGCUGUGUGGAGCAUUGCCAUAGUAACGCGCGGCAACGCUCCACACAGCAUCGCGCGGGAGGACAGGGGAGCUGCUUCCUAGAGCCCUCCCCCUGCCUCCCGACCCGGAAGCAGAGUAGGCGCCUGCCGUUUCGGGCAGGCAGGUGCCUACUCUGCAUUGAUGGCGAACCUGUGGCUGCGUGCCCACAGAAAGGGCCCAGCGUGCCACCGGUUCUCCAUCACUGCCCUAGUGAUACCAGACAUUAAGUUAAAGGCGCAACAACCAGCAAUGCUUUCAUUGCCACAACAGUGUCAUUGAGCAGAAUUGAAGCAAAGUCCACAGGUUGGUUCACAGGAGCCAGGAUCUGAAGUGGUCCAGGCAAAUCAACAACUUCAAUGCAAAGGCUCAGUAUUGAGCUGGGUGUUGCCUUUUGUAGCUGAAGUAAUCAACCCAGGCAGGUGAGGUAGAGAUGGAAAUCUCAAUGAUAGUGGUUAGGGAGGCCACUAAAGGCAAAUAUUAGUCACUGCAGGAACAAAUUUAAGAAAAGUGAAUAAAGUUCAGAAUUUAGAUUUUUUUUUUGAUCCUGACACAUAGUUUGUCGCACAACAAUCAGCUUUAUCCCCCUAGGAGGCCCUCACCGCGGCAGCUCUAAUCCCUAUGCAAGGGGUAACAGGAUAACGGAGUGUGAGCCUUCAGGACCACAAAUCAUAAACAAUAAAAUAUUUAAAUGCGGUAGCCAUCAGGGGCCCGAAAAAUUAAUGUCAUUACACUUUCCCCUAUCAAGGAAUAUAGGUGGUAAGAGAAAUACAAAUAAUAAAAUGUGAUUACCACUAUUCAUCCCCCUCUUAGCCUAUGCCCUCAGAGGGCAGAGUACAGUCCAGCUGUACAGAGAAGAAUUGCAGGUACUUGCUGUUGACUCCAGAGCCAUGUCGCGGUUGGUUGUUUCCUGAGAAUCAAUAUCCCACGUGGGGGCCCUAUUGCAGGCCGCUGUAGAUAGCUGUAUUCACGCUUACAGUGAACACAGUCCUGCAGUAUAUAGGCACCGAGCCUACCUACUGGUGGGUAGUGUCCAUGUGGAAGUAGCUUCGUAGCAUCUGGGUUUUUUCACCGCACCUCCGACAUUCGUUGGAAUCCCGAUAUGUACUGCUAGGGCUCCCUUUCUUGUGUCGGUCGACGCUGAGGCAAAGGAUGGAGUUUGUGUUUCUGCCAUCUUGGGGCCUUCUUCUCAGUGUGAGUUGAGGGCUUCUGAUGUGGAGGAAGGGUUGGCACUCUGGGUGCGUAGGUGCUCGCUUCUAGUGGGUCAGGUUGGUGCAUCCUCUGUUCCGCCAAAUAUCUUCAACGAUGAGAGUCAGCCUGGCUGAAAUAUCAAGGUGUCUGAGCUUAAGCUGUGUGAACACGCGGCGUCUGCCAUGCUGGGUGAGUCACCGCUUGUUUCAGCUAUUCCUGCAACUCUGCCCCAUGUAGCCUCCCAGACAUUAUUACCUCCCAGGGAUGGACCACGAUUAACCCCGUUGGUCUAGAGAGGGGGUAAUGGGGCAUUAGCUUGUUCUGGAGGUCUGUUGUGCACCUCCAUAGUUACAUAGUUACAUAGUUACAUAGCUGAAAAGAGACUUGCGUCCAUCAAGUUCAGCCUUCCUCAGAAAUGUUGUUGCUGUUGAUCCAAAAGAAGGCAAAAAACCUGGUCUGAAGCACUUCCAAUUUUGCCACAAACUAGGAAAAAAUUCCUUCUUGACCCCAAAAUAGCAGUCAGAUGUCUCCUUGGAUCAAUCAGCUAUUACCCCACUAAUUAGAAAUUAUAUCCCUGUAUGUUAUGUUUUUGUAAGUAUUUAUCCAAUUUCAGUUUAAACAUCUGUAUGGACUCUGACAAAACCACCUCUUCAGGCAGAGAAUUCCAUAUCCUUAUUGUUCUUACUGUAAAAAAACCUUUUCUUUGCCUUAGAUGAAAUCUCCUUUCUUCCAGCCUAAAUGUGUGACCUCGUGUCCUAUGUAUAACCCUGUUUAUGAAUAGAUUUCCAGAUAAAGGUUUGUACUGGCCCCGAAUAUAUUUGUAUAAAGUUAUCAUAUCCCCUCUCAGGCGCUGUUUUUCCAAACGAAACAGAUUUAAUUUUUGUAACCUUUCUUCAUAACUAAAAUGCUCCAUUCCUUUUAUCAAUUUUGUAGCUCGUCUCUGGACCCUCUCCAGUGCCAUGAUAUCCUUCUUUAGAACAGGCGCCCAAGAUUGCACAGCAUAUUCAAGGUGUGGUCUUACCAGCGAUUUAUACAGAGGCAAAAUUAUAUUUUCAUCCCGAGAAUUUAUGCCCCUAUUUAUACAUGACAAAAUCUUACUGGCCUUAGCAACUGCAGAUUGACAUUGCAUAUUGCUGCCUAAUUUGUUGUCUAUAACAAUGCCCAAAUCCUUCUCGUGUGUGGUUAUCCCUAAUUCACUACCAUUUAGUGUGUAAGUUGCUUGUGCAUUCUUAACCCCGAAGUGCAUAACUUUGCAUUUCUCUAUGUUAAAUUUCAUCUGCCAUUUUAGUGCCCAGUCCCCCAAUCUAUCCAAAUCUCUCUGCAACAAAGCAAUAUCCUGCUCACAUUUUAUUACUUUACAAAGUUUUGUGUCAUCUGCAAACACUGAUACAUGGCUUUCAAUGCCUAUUUCAAGAUCAUUUAUAAAUAUGUUAAAUAGAAGUGGUCCCAAAACAGAACCCUGACAUGGAAAUCGGCCACCUCUCCCGCCUGGGGUGCGCUAGGCCGCAUGAUUGAAUGUGGAGUAAACAAGCUCUGGUAGUGUGGCGGAUUACUUCACGGUGAGUCCCCUAAGGUGAGGAUCUGAUAAUGUGAUGGCUUUAGUCACCAUAGCCAGAAGAGCCUAGAAAAAUGCUUAUUUCUUCAAAAUAGUGGAGGAGCUCACUCAGGAGAUGUCUCUACACCAUGACAGUUGGGCCCUGCCCGACCAAUUAUUUUCCCCCUUGAAGAUGGUUAAAACAGCUCUAUAACUUUGAAACUGCAGACAUCAUGGACAGAAAACAAAAUGGAGUUGCCUGGAUAUCGAGGUCUGGCAUCAGGAAGUAUUGAUUAUAAAUAAAAGCAUGUGAUAAUAGGCAGAGAAUACUUAUUCAAAUACUAGGGGCAGAAGGAAAGGAAAGCUAAAGGGGGAAAAAACAUGACUGUGCCACUUUAACACCAUCAUAUAGAAAGCUUGUAUAGUUUUAAUAAUUUUUCCUAAUUGUUUAUGGGGUGUGUCCUGGAUCUGAUUUGAGUCAGAAGCUCUGCUUUCCUAUUAUGCUGCAGCAACAAGUAUAGCCAGAAACCAAGGCCAUCUAAAUAGCUAUGUAUCUAUCCCCCAAAGGCAAGAAACCCUGAUUGCAUCCCACUAAAGAAAAAAGAUGAAACAUACAGAGAGAAACAGCUGCAAAAAGCAGGUGUAUCCAACUGCAUGAAUCUGGAGCAAAAUAAAGUAGUCUCACAAACAAAUAUAGAUAAAUAA